AUGCCCACCCCAGUCAACAACGCUGCAUCUCAGAAAGAUGUUCUCGCGUCGUCCGACUGGAUUCCCACCCAUCCCGUAGAGUGCAAGGUGGUGCGAACGUACCAGGACGGUCUGUGGGGCGAACACGAGUACUCCCGCUGGCCCCAGCCGAUUAUUCGCGGCAUGUGGCACGUCGCCUGCAUCCCUUCACUUCGUCAUCCUCACCCUCUCAUGCCCCCUAUCCUCUGGUCGCUUCUGAUGCCAUCGCGAGACUGGGUGGAAGACGGAACAGUGGACCAGUGCCUCGACCGCAUGAAUCGUCUGCCUUCGUACGCACCCGUGGCCGUUGCCGUGGGCGCGCACCUUCAACACGUCGGCUUGGAGCUGCUUGGUCUGCGCACCUACCUCACGCGAGACUUGCUUCCGGUUCUUGGCGUCUUUGCGCGCGACGCGGCCACUGCUCAGCUGGCGACUUGUGUCGGGCUGCCCGUUUGGUUUCUUCAGCCACUCUCCCCCCAGGUCCAGGUGUGGAACGUGGUCGACCGCACUUUCCCUUACUUCCUGUCUGGUAAGGAAACCGAUCCACCCAUGCGCCACCAUCCCGACGAACUCGGAGCGAUCGCCAAUCUCAUGAGCAGCUGGGUCUUGAACCUCGUCUUCGUCGUCACCGGUCAAUUGUGCACUAGCCGCCUGCCACGUUUUGAUGUCACCGCCACGGACACGCACACUCGGGAGGACAACGGUCCCAUGAAGACCCAACGCCUGGAGCUGCCUGCCACCGAAAUGCAGGCACCUCCGACGCGCCCCGGCGACGGCCCGAAGAAGAAGACCAGGAGGGGCGGGAAGAAGUCCAAAUCUGUCGUAACGAGUGCCGCGUCGUCGUCCGCCAUCACGCUCGAUCACUCUCCCGAGGCUCGCCAUCCAGCAAGAUCCUUCACCCCGUCUCCGUUCGUCCUCAUCCCUGAGCCUUGGGAGGCGGCGCUCCGAUCAGUCAGCCCCCUGGGGCAGCCGCGACACUCCGUGCAUUACUUCUACCCCCCGCCUUUCUUGCUCGACACGCUGCGACGCGAUACCAAGGUGCAUCAAUACCUCCACAAUGCCAUGCGCAUCCGUGAGUUCUGCCGACUUCGCCUGCUCAAUCCCCUCGUUUCUGGGGAGCCUCUGACGAUCGCGGAAUGGCGCGCUGCGUUGUGGGGUGACUAUGAGGUGAAACAUGCUCCCCCCGAAAGCACCGACCGCCGCCUCAAGCACAAGAUCGAGAAUAAGAACGGGGUAGCGCGUCUUUUCGGCAACGGCGCAGCCCUCGACUCAUACAACUCCUCCGCGGUGGAGCACCUGAACGGCAUCGCUGUGACUGCGGAAGUUGCGGCUACUGAUCCCCGAGUCCGAGCUUUGCUGCUUUGGGAGUCCCACGAAGUCAACUUCCGGUGCGAGCUCAGCGCUCUCGACGUGUCGCUCGUGCCUCGGGCCGCGAUGUCGGUCAUGGAGCGGUGGGGAAGGGAGGCGUAUGUCUCUGGAGUGUGGGGACCCGAGGCUUCUCUCGCGAGCGUCGUCCCGUGUUUGGCCCCGGGUAGCGAGCCCUUCAUGUGGCCUCGAUCUCAUGACGGCGAGUGGGAGAACUCGGUCCUUCAUCUGCGUCGCUUCAUCUCGGUGAUGUCUCAGUGGCCUGAUUCUCCCGGUGUUCUCCGUCAGAUGCGUACUGCAGUGUCUUGGACCUCGGAAGACUACGAUCACCUGCAACGGGAGGCUGCGCUUUUCUACGUUACAAAGUUUACGUCGUGUUACGGGAGACUCCCCAUCCCUCCCAUCCCCUGUCAGACGGACUGA
Messenger RNA from Epithele typhae, 1806 nucleotides. RefSeq lists its product as uncharacterized. NCBI's taxonomy places the organism in Eukaryota, Fungi, Basidiomycota, Agaricomycetes, Polyporales, Epitheliaceae. The transcript is spliced from 5 exons. The coding region runs from base 1 to 1806 and encodes 601 amino acids. The record is from RefSeq and is a predicted model, not a curated record.